CCUGCUCUCCGCCUUCCCUUACCUUUGCAAAACAAUAAGUCGAGAGCCCACUAUUCCUUCUUCUUCUACUUGUUGCUGCACGAUGGCUAAGAAGAGCAGUUUUGCAGUGACCAUUUUUGGGGUAAUGCUGCUGUUAGUGCAAAAUGUUUGCGGCGUUGAGUAUCAAGUGGGAGGAUCAAAGGGCAUUUGGGGCGUUCCUUCUGACCCCAAUGCUCAGAGUUUGAACCAAUGGGCUGAAUCUCGUAGAUUCCAAAUUGGUGAUUCCAUAGUGUUCAACUACCAAAGUGGGCAAGACUCGGUGCUGUUAGUGAACCAAGAUGACUACAAUAACUGUCAUACAGAAUCGCCCAUAAAGCACUUUUCAGAUGGCCACACCAUCAUCAAGUUUGAAAAAUCUGGCCCUCACUACUUCAUAAGUGGUAUCAAAGACAAUUGCCUCAAGAAUGAGAAACUGGUGGUGGUUGUAUUGGCUGAUAGAACCAAGCAAUACUCUUCUCCGCCACCAGCUCCGGUCGAGGAACCACAAUCUCCUCCGCCCGAAGCUCCAGCCCAGAUGAACCCAACCCCGUCGCCAACCGCCGAGGGGCCUCCUUCCAAUGCAGCAUCAUCUUCUACAUCAAUCAUCAGCUUCUUUUUGGGCUUAAUUGGAAUGGUUGCAACUUCCAUGAUUCUUUUGUAAUUACAUAAUAAUUUAGGGUUUGUAUAAUGGGUUUGCAUUAUUUUUUCAUUUUAACAUGGUUUGUGGUCAUGUUGUGUGGUGGAUUGUUUGAUUCUUUUGAGAGUGAAUAAUUGGUGUCUUGUUUGUGUGUAAUUACCCAAAUAAAUGGAUUUUCUAAGUUAAAUGUUCAUUUUUU
Messenger RNA from Cucurbita moschata (crookneck pumpkin), 854 nucleotides. Its product is annotated as early nodulin-like protein 3. Bases 83 to 679 code for a protein of 198 amino acids. The record is from RefSeq and is a predicted model, not a curated record. Gene Ontology annotation, cellular component: plasma membrane. The transcript has 2 exons. NCBI's taxonomy places the organism in Eukaryota, Viridiplantae, Streptophyta, Magnoliopsida, Cucurbitales, Cucurbitaceae. Gene Ontology annotation, molecular function: electron transfer activity.